CUUUACGUUACGACGACGAGUGGUGCUCUUUGUCAAUAGUGUUUUUCCGUGCUAGCGUAUCGUGUCGCGAUGUAAAUUAUCUGCCGGUGUUUGUUGUUCCAUAAAACGCGCGCUUCUUAACUUUUAUAAAACUAUUGUGACACUUUGAAAUAAUAAAUAUUUUAUAAUAAUGUUGUUUCAUGUGUACAAGUCUAUUUAACUACAAUUAUUGCUUGUGAAAUCAGUACACAUUGAUUUAGUAUGAUUGGGUCGUUAUUUUUGGGCUCACCGGACGUAUUCGAAUGUUUGGUGCUUCGUUUUUUUUUACUCUUGAAUUUUGUCGUAAAGUAUACUCGUGUGAAAAGCAUGAGCGAGUAAUUUAGAACUUUUAAUAUUGGAUGUCGGUGAUGAUCAAAUAAUCUCUCGUGGCACGGAAUAGUGCGGUGAUCGAGGAUGUCUGUGUCGGGGACCACAACACCGACGGCGGUGGAAGCGCCAGCUCUAGACGACCGCGACAUGGAGCCGCGGACUCCUAUGAAGCGUCUCGGUUCUACGAGGAAACUGGCAGCUUUUAAUAACAUCCGCGUGCAGCUCUCUGAGCAGACUCGUGUGCUGGAGGCGCGCGCGGAGGCGGCUGCGGGCGUGGCGGGCGAGCUGCACGACUACUGCCGCCGCCGAGCAGACCUCGAGCACGAGUACUCGCGAGCGCUCGACAAACUGGCGCGCGCAGCCGCGCAGCGGCACAAGGACCAGAAGCACAAACGAGAGCAGUGGCCUUUAACCGGAGCGUACGCCUGCUGGCAAGCAGCGCUCGAUAACACUCGGGCGCUGUCUCGCGAUCACGCCGCGCUCGCGGACCUCUAUGGUGGACCUCUCGCCGCCCGUCUGCAGCGCGCCGCCGAUGACGUGCUGCGAUUGCAUAGGAAAUGUCGAGAUAUCGUGGCGGAGCGGCACGAGGAGGUGGGCGUGGCUCUGGCGGAGGCGGCGGCGGGCGGCAAGGCGCACGCGGCCGCCGCGGCCGAGUGGCGCGCCGCCGCGCUCAAGCUGCGCCACGCGCACCACGCGCGCCAGGCGCUGCUGGCCGCCGACCCGCCGCGCCACAAGAAGAUCAAGGCGCUCGACAAGGAACUCGAAAAGCGUCGGACGCGACACAGUGAGGCUCGACAGAAGGCGUUGCGGGCUCGAGCAGAUUACGUGCUCAGCUUAGAGGCGGCUAACGCUACCCUACAGAGAUACUACCUCGACGACAUCGCAGAUAUAAUGCUGUGCACGGAGGUCGGCUUCGAGGCGGUGGUGGGGCGCGCCGUGCGCACGGCCAGCGCGGCGGAGAGCGCGCGCGCGCAGGCCGUGUGCGCCGCCGCCGGCGCGCUGCUCGCCGCCGCCGACGCGCUCGACGCGCUCGCCGACCGCCAGCGCUUCGUGGCCGCGCACCCCGCCGCCUUCGCCCUGCCGCGCCCGCUGCCCUACCUCGGCGACGCGCCGCCCGCGCAGGACAAGGAGAUGCGCGAGCUGCUGGAGGGCGCGGCCGACGAGCGCGACGAGGCGGCGGACGCGGCCACGCGGGACCUCUCGCAGCGCCUCGUGCAGCUGGAGGCCAGCGCGCGCACCCUCCGCGCCGAGUGCCGCGAGGCCGCCAAGACGCUCGACGCCGCCGAGGCGGAGCUCGUGCGCCAGAUGGAGGGGCCCGACGCCACCUGGGAGGUGGACACGCUGUUCGGAGCCACGGCCGUGCCGCCCGCGCCCCCUCCCGCCGAGGACGAUGCGCCGCGAAGAGACCAGGAGGACUACUAUCUCGCGAAGUUCAGAUCGUACGUGUCGUGCGCGGGCCGCCUGGCGCGGCUGGAGAGCAAGGCGGUGGCGGUGCGCGAGCGCCUGCUGGGCGGCAGCGCGGGCGCCGCGACCCCGCGCUCGCCGCCCUCCCCCCCGCGCCGCGCCGCCGCGCGCCGCCGCGGACACUUCGCCGCGCCGCUCGACGACCGCCUGCCCGCCGUGCUCACGUCCUGCGUGCGCGUCAUCGCCACCUACGGUCUGAACCACCAGGGAGUGUUCCGCGUGUCGGGCUCGCAGGUGGAGAUGCAGGCGCUGCGCGCGGCUUUCGAGCGCGGCGAGGACCCUCUGGCGGACGUGCGCGACGCCUCCGACAUCAACUCCGUGUGCGGCCUGUUGAAACUGUACCUGCGCGAACUGCGGCCGCCCCUACUGCCGCCGCAGCUGCAGGAGCGGCUGCUGCGCGUGGCGGCGCUGCCGGACGACGCGUCAUUCGUGCGGCGCCUGCGCGACACGCUGGCCGCGCUGCCGCUGCCGUCGCUGCUCGUGCUGCGCUACCUGUUCGCGUUCCUGGCGCACCUGACCGAGCACGCGGACCGCAACAUGAUGGACGCGUGGAACCUCGCCAUCUGCCUCGGGCCCACGCUGCUGGCGGCGUGGGGCGAGGGCGGCGCGCAGGUGGCGGCGCAGAACCUCGUCAACGAGCUGGUGAAGCGCGCCAUCCUGCACCACGCCGACGUGUUCCCGCAAGACGUGGCCCCGCACGCGCUGUACCGGCGCGCCGAGCCGGCGCCCGGCCCGGAUGCGGCCGGCCCGGACGCGCCCGACGCGCCGCUCGCCGCCUGCGCGCGCGCCGACGACGAUGACGCGCAGCGCGAUCUUUCGCUGUACGAUGACGACGAAGACGACGACGACGACGACGAUGACGACGACGACGGCGCCGUCAGCGACCUGGACGCCGACGCGGACUGGCGCCGCCCCGCGCCGCGCCGGUCGUCGAGCGGCGAGCGGCGCGCCCCGCAGGCCGGCAGCGACCCGCCGGCGCCCGUCGCGCACGACGCCUGCAGUCGGCUGGCGGAGAGCACGCCCGACCUCGUGCUCGACCUGCCCGCGCGCGCCGCCGACGCCGCCGACACCUUCGCGCACAACCGCGACACGCUCCGCAAGCGCCCCGCGCACCCCGCGCACCCCGCGCACCCCGCCGCCCACAGACAGACGUGCUCGGAGGGCGGGGAGGCGCGCGCGCCGGAGGGCGAGGCGAGCGGCGGCAGCCCCGUGCCGGCGCGCAACACCAUGCGCGUGGCCGCCAAGUUCGCGGAGCUCACGCUGACGGGCGGCUCGCUGAAGCCGGCGCUGGCCGCCAAGCCGGCGCUGCUGCGGCGCCCCACCCCGCACCCCGCGCACCCCGCGCGCGCGCCCGCGCCGCCCGUCGUGCCGCCCGCGCCGCCAGUCGCGCAGGCGCGCCGCGGGCUGCCCGCUUCCAAACUGUCCGGCAGAGAGCGCCGCGGUGUCGUUUAGGUGUAAGUGUAUGUAUCCGUGACGACUCGAUGCAGAUGAUUCUCUCUCUCGAGUGUAAUAUUGACAGCGAGCGUCGUUUUGCUCCCGAAGCCGAGGAGUCGUCGACGGCUUCCGAGGCGCAGAGAG
Vanessa atalanta (red admiral) is the source of this 3390-nucleotide messenger RNA. Its product is annotated as rho GTPase-activating protein 4-like. NCBI's taxonomy places the organism in Eukaryota, Metazoa, Arthropoda, Insecta, Lepidoptera, Nymphalidae. Gene Ontology annotation, biological process: signal transduction; negative regulation of cell migration. Gene Ontology annotation, cellular component: cytoplasm. Bases 433 to 3264 code for a protein of 943 amino acids. The record is from RefSeq and is a predicted model, not a curated record. The transcript is spliced from 14 exons.